GUGGGACGAAAAGCAGCUCCAUGUACGAGCCCAAAAUAAAAAAUAAAAAUAUUUAUAUAUAUAUUUAUAUAUAAAGGCUACAGCGAAAGAGAAGAAGAUGAAACUGGUGAACUGAUGGAUGCCACUGCGAGACAACAAAGGAUGCACGCGUGUCACCUCGUGUAAUUUCACCUCCUCCCCCUGCAGGGAAAUAAGAAACUCAAAAACAUAAAUCGGCUUUAACUUAGUUGUUAAUAGGAUUUCACAUCAACCCCCCUCUCUUCAGACACCCUCGCUGCUUUUUUCCGCCUGCAGGAGAAUAGACAGCAACAUUUUUUGAUGAACAGCUCCUGCUUGAUGAUUUAAAGCACCAGGAGGAGAUACUCGGGGAUACUUAAAAACAAAAUGCAGGCAUGAGAGGAUGCUGCUGGACCCGGUCUGACUUUAAUGUUGGUGCCUCACACUUCGUGGCUUUCAGCCUCCAUUGAAUCCCGAAAGAAAAAACGCCUCUAUCCAUGAAAAAUAAUCCCUCCCUAUUGGCUGGAUUGCGGUGCACAUGCUAUAACAACAGGAUAUGCAAAGAACUAUGGGCUGAUCUAAUAGCCUAUCAUGUUUUCCCGCAUGCUUUUUUUGACCGAGAUCUGUAUUUUAUUUAACAGGAUGUGAACUGUGGAUCACAUGGUCCAGAUGCCAUAAUAAUAAGAAUAAUAAAUCAUAUUAAUCAUUAUUAUUAUAGGCCUAAUUAAUAAUGGAGCUGCCACAGUCAAGCUGGAGGCUGUUUUGUUUCGCAGAGCAGUUGUCUGUGUAGUAAAGCCGCUGAAGAAUGUUCAAGUAUCGGAUCCGGAUGUUUUUCAAUGAACUCAAAGUGUUGCUACUGAUGCGCUCUGGAUCAAGCAGGAGGACUGACACAGGCACAGACCCGGACACUCAGACCAGGAUGCGAGGGCUCGCCAUAGGUGGCUGUGGUUGGCCGCCGUUGAGCUGCUCUCACCGGGAUGAUGAGGAGGAAUAUUAUGGCUCUGACCCCCGGCCACGUAGCCUCGCGUUUGAGGAUAAUGAUGAUGAGGACAAAUCCCACGGAGGAGGUCUGGACGCAGCUUCCCUCCCGAGUCUCUCAGAGAGCGGGAUGCGAUCACCGCAGUGCCGGAUCUGCUUCCAGGGGCCGGAGAAGGGGGAAUUGUUGAGCCCUUGUCGGUGUGCUGGCUCCGUGCGCUGUACCCACCAGUCCUGCCUUAUCCGCUGGAUCAGUGAGAGAGGCUCCUGGAGCUGUGAGCUCUGCUACUUCAAGUACCAGGUUCUGGCCAUUAGCACCAAAAACCCACUGCAGUGGCAGGCCAUCACUUUGACUGUGAUUGAGAAGGUGCAGAUUGCAGCCAUUAUCCUGGGCUCUUUGUUCCUCAUCGCCAGCAUCUCCUGGUUGGUGUGGUCCUCUCUCAGCCCUUCAGCCAAAUGGCAGCGGCAGGAUCUUCUCUUCCAGAUAUGCUACGGCAUGUAUGGCUUCAUGGACAUAGUUUGUAUAGGCCUUAUAAUCCAUGAAGGAUCAUCUGUUUACCGGAUCUUUAAGCGCUGGCAGGCGGUGAACCAGCAGUGGAAAGUGCUGAAUUAUGAGAAAGCAAAGGACUUAGGUGACCCCAUCAGUUCCGGCAGUAAAGGUCGCGUUGAGAGGGACUCUACCAUCACGGACAGCCGAAGGAGGGCGAGUCGACAUGUCAGGACUAUUCUCAACCACCACUGUGGCUAUACUAUUUUGCACAUCCUCAGCCAGUUAAGACCCAACAACCUACACCGCGCCAACCAAGAGGUGGUCAUGAGGGUGACCACUGUAUGAGGCCGGGUUAUACAGACAAAUUGCUCCGAUUUCUAAGAUUGGGAUUUAAUUUUUUUUACAAAUCCUGAUCUGCCACAUUAACACUGCCGUUAACUCCCUUGCCUCAUAUUUUGCUCACAGAUUCUCUCCGACCUAAAAGUGGACAAUGAGAAGUAUUUCUCAGAUUUGAGCAAAAGGAGAACAUUGUGAGUCUUUAAGUGUAAAGAGACUGUGAAAACACGAUGAAUAAGGAAUAUACAUUUUGAAAAACAUGAUGAUUCUUGAAGCGAAUUUUUUUACCACCAUGACUAACGUUACAAAAUGUCAUUGAACUCUUUUUGUUUUUGCUUUCUAAAGAAAAAAAAUAUAUAAUCAGAUAAAAAUCUAUGGUAUUAGGUGUGAUUUGGAUUCGAUAGAGAGGUUUGAUGGUGAAAAUGAGUGUGCCCCUAUACUCGUGAUAACAGACGCGGUCCCUCUGAUUUACUAAACGAAUUCCUGAGGGUCUGCCACGACACGCAGCAUUGAUGGAUCAGACGUUACAAUGCUCGAUAAAACUUUGAGACAUGACACAGUUGCUUAAAAUCAGUCACAGUUCAUGUUUUGUA
This is a messenger RNA of Larimichthys crocea (large yellow croaker), 2391 nucleotides long. Its product is annotated as E3 ubiquitin-protein ligase MARCH9. The transcript has 4 exons. The record is from RefSeq and is a predicted model, not a curated record. NCBI's taxonomy places the organism in Eukaryota, Metazoa, Chordata, Actinopteri, Sciaenidae. Gene Ontology annotation, biological process: protein ubiquitination. The coding region runs from base 803 to 1807 and encodes 334 amino acids. Gene Ontology annotation, molecular function: zinc ion binding; ubiquitin-protein transferase activity.